Messenger RNA from Nasonia vitripennis (jewel wasp), 2661 nucleotides. It is a transcript of the gene Bem46, whose product is annotated as protein ABHD13. NCBI's taxonomy places the organism in Eukaryota, Metazoa, Arthropoda, Insecta, Hymenoptera, Pteromalidae. The transcript is spliced from 6 exons. Gene Ontology annotation, molecular function: palmitoyl-(protein) hydrolase activity. The record is from RefSeq and is a predicted model, not a curated record. The coding region runs from base 647 to 1678 and encodes 343 amino acids. Gene Ontology annotation, cellular component: membrane.
AUCAACGAAUCAGCUGUUCACGUCGACACUCGACCUUUUAAUACGAUCCGCUCUCUCGCGACUGCCGACCGCAGAACAAAACGGAGGCUUAAAGUACAAUUGUAUUCGACUUGCUUUCCGUCGACUUGACGUCCGUUGUUUUCCCUCUCGUAUCUGUCCUACGGUAUAUUGCUUAUAAGGAAUCGUGCCAGCGUCAGAGGACUCGGAGAUCGAUCGCAUGCCGCUCCGACGAAAACAAAAGUUGUUUUUCCCAGCUUCUUCCUCGCUGACACUUGUUUCGCGAGUCUAUCUCAUAUUUUUCCUCCAGACCGUAUGCUUACUAGUCGCUACAUACUACAUACAACAUCCCCACCGCACACACGCCCACGCAUAAUCGUAUACGUCGAUUAUAAUUGCUAUUGCUAACACCGGGAGCCAUCAAGAGGAGGCAGUCGCCACUACAUUAGGUAUAUAGCCAAGUAAAUAGUAUCGUCAUUGAAGAAUGAUCAAAAUAAGCACUCCAAUCAAUUUCCAGAUAUUUUUUUCAUCAUUUAUAAAAACUACAAAACUGAAGGUGUCAUGAAUAAAAUCAAGAUAUUAAUUAACAGUCUGCAGCUAACAGUAAAUGAAAAUUUAAUUUUUCAUCAAAUUAUCAAAGAAUUGUUCCAUGAUGUCCUUUCGACUUCGUUUAGCAAGAACAAGGCCUGCCAUUAGAUUAGUUCAGGGUAUUGCUCUAAAGUUUUGGGCAUUAUCUGGAGCAUACCUAUUAUUGUGCUUCCUUUUGUAUUGGUUGUAUGGAAGUCUUUUUGCAUUUUUGUUACUAUGUUUUGCCACUCUAGGUGUGCUGUAUAACGCAGAAGACCAACUUUUAUAUUAUCCAAGAUUGCCUAUUAACUCACGAAUUUAUGUACCUCCUCCUUCUCUGCAUAAUUUACCAUACCAAAGCAUAUAUACAAAAUCCUUAGAUGGAACAACACUUCAUAUGUUUUUCAUUCCUCAAUCUGGAGACUUGAUCAAAAAGGCACCAACAUUACUAUUUCUUCAUGGCAAUGCAGGAAACAUGGGACACAGGCUAGAAAAUGUUAAGGGGCUGUACAAUAAUAUUCAUUGCAACAUACUUAUGAUAGAGUAUAGAGGAUAUGGACUGUCACAAGGUUCUCCAUCGGAAGAAGGACUUUAUAUGGAUGCUCGUGCUGGGAUAGAAUAUCUUCAUUCUCGCAAUGAUAUAAAUACAAAUGAAAUAAUUCUUUUUGGGCGAUCUUUAGGUGGCGCUGUUGCGAUCGACAUAGCUAUUAGAGAUGAAAUUUCUCAACGAAUCUGGUGCCUUAUUGUCGAAAAUACAUUUACUAGUAUACCAGAUAUGGCGGCCAUUCUGAUUAAAUUUAAAAUAUUACAAUAUCUUCCACUGUUUUGUUAUAAAAAUAAGUACUUGACAUUAAAUAAAGUUCGGUCUCUAUCUGUACCUACACUUUUUAUUUCUGGAAGACAAGACAAAUUAGUUCCCCCAAAAAUGAUGGAUGAACUUUUUGAAGCAUGUGGCAGCUCUUUUAAAAGGAAAAUUCAAAUACUUGAUGGCACACAUAACGAAACUUGGAAUAAAUCAGGAUAUUAUCAACAAAUGUUGGUAUUCCUUGAAGAAAUCAGGAGGAAUCCUCCUACACGAACUGCUUCUAAACCAUGGCGCAUUGAUGAGGUUUAAAUUAAUUUUUCAAUACAAAAAGUUCAUUUAAAACUAAAGGCUAGAAGAAAUCUGUUAAAAUGCAGCUAAGGAAAACUCGUUCAAUAUUUUAAUUUUUCUACAAUUUCAGUAUAAAGUUUUUAGGUAAAAACUCAGUUUUUAUUUCAUGAUUUAUUUUGUAAACCUUCUUUCAGUUCCAAACAUGGAAAGCAAAUGUUAUAUAUUAUCAGUGAGUCUAACAGAUGUAAUAUAGUUAGAAUUGAUAUUUUUUUCUUAGCUAUAUUUAUAAAAAAAAAAAGUACUGUACAAUAAGAAAAGCUGUAACACAAAGACAAACACGUCAAACAAUAUUCUAGUUUCGAUAUAGUUGUACAAAAAUACAGUGAUUACGUCCAACGUACUAAUUUAAUACCUUAGUUAAAAUCCUCUUCGAGGCCAAUGUAACUAGCGCGCUAUGUCAAAUAAUAUGUAGAGUGAAUGUAUACUUCUGUAUACAUGUAUAAAACCACUGUGAUUUAGUUAGCACAAUUGUAAAAAGGGUAACUAAGAGAAGAACAUUUUCUUCCAAAUAACUCAAAUAAUGGUUUUUCUACGUCACUUUCGUAUGACUGGUCAUAAAAUUCACUUGAAUAAUGUCAGCAAGCAAGUUAUGUAAAUCUAGUACUUUUUAAUUUUAUUGUAUUAUAAUGAACUUGAAUGUCUUAAUUUAUUUUUAUAUAAAUAUCAAAACUUGAUUCAAUACUUUACGUAUACAUUUAACAAGCGUCAUACGUUUAUUUGGUCGGGUAAUAUUCGACUACUAUUAUAAAUAAUGCAUAUAGCCUGUCACUUGUAUUUUUAGGGUAAAUUUUAACUAAAAGGUUGAGUUACCAAAUGACUCAAACUAGAUUAGAUUACAAAAAUCAAUUUUUUACCAUAAAAAGAUCUUGUACAAAAAUAAAAAAACUUGUUCUAUUUUUUUAUAAUACUUUUACAUGUAAAACCUAUAAACUACUCUGUACUAA